Propithecus coquereli (Coquerel's sifaka) is the source of this 1527-nucleotide messenger RNA. Its product is annotated as L-amino-acid oxidase-like. The record is from RefSeq and is a predicted model, not a curated record. Gene Ontology annotation, biological process: amino acid catabolic process. Gene Ontology annotation, molecular function: polyamine oxidase activity; L-amino-acid oxidase activity. Lineage: Eukaryota; Metazoa; Chordata; Mammalia; Primates; Indriidae. The transcript has 8 exons.
AUGAGCGGAAUCCUGAUCUUGGGGCUCCUGCUGGCUACCCCCAGCUGCCAUGGCUACAAUGAGGAACUGGCCAAGUGCUUCCAGAACCCCGAUUAUUAGUCCUUCCUCGUCACAGCCCAGGAGGGGCUCCACGUCUCCCCUCUGCUCAUGCGUGUGGUGGUAGUGGGAGCUGGCAUGUCAGGCUUGGUAGCAGCCAAGACCCUGCAACACGCUGGCCACGAGAUGAGGAGAGUGACCGUCUUGCAAGCCAGCAACCACAUCGGGGGUCACAUGGUCUCAUUCAGGAACAAGGAGGAGGGCUGGUACGGUGAACUGGGGCCCAUGCGAAUCCCAAAAUCCCACAGGCUGGUCCACACCUAUGUCAGGAAGCUUGGCCUGAAGCUGAACAAUGGCAACACCUGGUUUCUCAUCAAAGGACAGCGCUAUCGUACCUUGGAGGUCAAGGCCAACCCAGAGCUCCUGGGCUAUUCCAUGAACCUCACAGAGAAGGGCAAGAGCGCUGUGAGUCUCUUCCAUCUGUCCAUCAACAAGCUCAGGCAAAGUCUGAACACGUUCAACUGCAGCCACCUGAUGUCCUUUUUUGAUUCUUACUCCACCAAGGCUUACCUGCUGAAGGAAGGGAAGUUGAACCAAGCAGCAGUAUAUAUGAUGGGGGAUGUGAUGAACAAAGAUACUGGAUACUAUAAAUCCCUCAGGGAGUCCCCGCGGUCUGCUUUCAUCUUCUCUGAAAGUGAAGACUUUUCCGAGACCACCGGUGGCUUUGACCAACUCCCCAACACCCCCAGCGCCAGCCUGAAGCCUGGCACCAUCCGUCUGAGGUCCAAGGUGGAGGUGGUGGCGAGGGUCGGGCCUGAGGUGCGGGUGUCGUACCGCACGGGCAGGCGGGCCUCGGCGCUGGGCACCCUCACCGCAGACUACGUCGUGGUCUCCGCCUCUGCCAAGGCCACGCGCCUCAUCGCCUUCCAGCCGCCCCUGUCCCCAGACAAAACAGAUGCCCCGCGCUUGGUGCACUACACCAGCACCACCAAGGUGGUUUUGACCUGUGAGGAGUGCUUCUGGGAACAGGAUGGCAUCUGGGGCGGAGAGUCCAUCACGCACAGGCCCUCGCGCCGCAUCCUCUACCCCAGCCACAGCUUCCCCAGCGGUAAGGGCGUCCUGCUGGCCUCCUACACCAGGGACGACGACUCCCUCUUCUUCACGGCCUUGGAGCACGACCAGGUGGCAGAUAUCGUCCUGGACGACCUGGCGGCUGUGCACCAGAUACCCAAGGAGGAGCUGCAGCGCAUGUGCCCCUCUGCUGUGGUCAAACAAUGGUCUCUGGACCCCCUCACCAUCGGCACCUUUGCUAUGUUCACACCCUGCCAACUUGUGGACUACACGCAGCAGCUUUCCCAGCCAGAGGGUCGCAUCCACUUUGCAGGUGAGCAUACCUACCUGCCCCUUGGCUGGAUGGACACCGCCAUCAAGUCUGGCCUCCGGGCAGCCAGGAACAUCCAGGCUGCUGUGGAGGAGGAGGCCCCGCCAUGA